UGAAAACCGUUUGCCAAAACGUCAAACAUCUAGCUCUUGUCACGGUGUCCCAUAAUAAGUAAAACCAAAACCCAGUUCGAUUGUGAUUUUUUGUGUAGAAACUGCCGAUUUUCAUCUAGACGAUGAAGCAGAGGUACAGUCUUUUCCUAUCAAUGGUGGUGUGCUUAUUGCCUGCAGUGUUGGCAGGACCAUCGACAGGAAGUCCAGUUUCAAGUGCAAGUCCAUUUGAUCCGUUGCAUGUCUUGAUCAGUCUAAUACCCAAAGAUAAGGUCUUUGAAAUUGAAAGGAACCACCUAGAGCACGAUGAAGGGUUUAAGUCGGCCGUGAAGUUUCUCCAAAGCAAAAACUGGACUGACCUGGUUGAUAGCGUGCUCAGUUCUAAGGAGUACAAGAUGUUUCACAAUAUGACCAGAAAGUAUAAUUUCAAACUCUAUGAAGCUGUCACCUGCCUGAGGGAACAUAUCGAAUCGUUGAAGAUCGAAGGUCCCCUGUUGGCUCCACCAAACCUAGCAAGUUUUAUUAGUGACCUGGAAGCUAUAAUUCCUAUCCCGGAAAUUGCAAAGAUGCUGGCCACCGGACUAAGAGACCCUCAAAUUGUGAAACUUCGCUCGGAAAUAGCCAGCAAGGAAAACAAGAAGAUCGCGGAAACGUUGCACAAAAUGCCACAGAUGAAGAAGAUGCGCGCCAUUUUGAGAGAAAUGAAGUUCGACGUAGACACCUACAUCUCCAUGGUGUACACUUUCCUGGGAUGGGGAUCCCCCUUGUUCCGUGUAGUUUAGUUUGGGGGCCAAUGGAAACAAGUGCUGUUUACAUAUUGAGCGCGUUCAGGGAACACAGCGGCUUGACCGACCGCUGAGACUUUUGCUCAGCGGCUGACCGUUUAGGGAAUUCGCUUACUCAGCCACUCAGCCGCUGACCGUCCCUGAACGCCCCCAUUUUUUUGUUAUUAUUACGUUUUUAGAAGAUCAUUUUUCUGUAGUUUUUUUAGUUGAAUAAAGUUCGAACGAUACCUUUUUUUAAAGA
Molecule: messenger RNA, 1023 nt
Organism: Sitophilus oryzae (rice weevil)
Lineage: Eukaryota; Metazoa; Arthropoda; Insecta; Coleoptera; Curculionidae
Exons: 3
Coding region: 123-779 (218 amino acids)
Source: RefSeq, a predicted model, not a curated record